This is a messenger RNA of Zea mays, 1217 nucleotides long. Its product is annotated as NADH dehydrogenase [ubiquinone] flavoprotein 2 mitochondrial. The record is from RefSeq and is marked provisional. The coding region runs from base 30 to 1004 and encodes 324 amino acids. Gene Ontology annotation, cellular component: respiratory chain complex I. NCBI's taxonomy places the organism in Eukaryota, Viridiplantae, Streptophyta, Magnoliopsida, Poales, Poaceae. The transcript has 10 exons. Gene Ontology annotation, molecular function: NADH dehydrogenase activity. Gene Ontology annotation, biological process: mitochondrial electron transport, NADH to ubiquinone.
CAUUAGGCCUGUAGGCUCGUGUCUCAGCGAUGCGGAGAAAGCGGAAGACAGGUCGCUUGUUCUACUUCUACCUGGCCUCGCAGGCUUCGCAAGGCGGCCACACGCCGAUACCUCCUCCUUCACCCGCUCCGUCGUCCCCCACAGCCGGCCACGCCACCAUGCUGCCACCGGCCGCGCGCCUUGCGGCCCGCCGCCUCCUCGGCCUCGCCUCCGCAUCUGCGUCGGAAGCCGCCGGCCGCCGGGUAGCUUCCUCUCCGAUCGCUUCCGCAGGCUACUCCGCCGCCGCGUCCAGGGGCUCCGUCUCCAGCACCAGGCCCUUCUCCACGGCUCUUAACUACCACCUUGAUUCCCCGGAGAACAAGCCGGACAUGAAAUGGGAGUUCUCACAGGCGAAUAUGAAGAAGGUCAAUGAGAUUCUGUCUCACUAUCCAAGCAACUACAAGCAAUCUGGUAUUAUUCCGCUGCUUGAUCUUGCACAGCAGCAGCAUGGUGGAUGGGUGCCAGUUGCAGCAAUGGAUGCUAUUGCUAAAAUCGUCGAAGUUGCACCAAUCAGGGUUUAUGAAGUUGCAACCUUUUAUACCAUGUUUAACAGGACUAAGGUUGGUAAAUACCACCUUCUGGUGUGUGGAACUACACCUUGUAUGAUUCGUGGUUCACGUGAAAUCGAAGAGACGUUGUUGGAGCACCUUGGAGUUAAACGAAAUGAGGUGACCAGUGAUGGUUUAUUUUCUGUUGGAGAAAUGGAGUGCAUGGGUUGCUGUGUGAAUGCUCCUAUGAUUGCUGUGGCUGACUACUCGAAAGGCUCAGAGGGUUACACAUAUAACUACUAUGAGGACCUCACUCCAAAACGAGUUGUUGAGAUUGUUGAGAUGCUUAGAAGAGGUGAAACACCCCCUCGAGGUACACAGCACCCAGAGCGAAAAAACUGUGGCCCUGCCGGGGGGAACACCACCUUGCACGGAGAGCCGAAACCUCCUCCAUGCAGGGAUCUGGAUGCCUGCUAGGUUUGCUUCGGAGCAUUACGAGCACGCGCAUAACUUGGCUCGUACUGUAAGGUGUGCAAACUGCACACAGCGGAGGCUGUGUUAUUUGUAUUCUGAAGCUUUCUUGUGUUUCGUCAAGAAAGCUUCUCUAACUUUUAUCCUGCACUAUCAGAUAAACGGUAAAUUGAUAGAGAAUAAGAUGUUUUCGAGCUCAUGUUUAGUGGCAAACGCUUU